GAGCGGAGCCUGGAAGAGGGAGGAGCACAUCUUGAUGCAGAGAUGCUGCAGUGGCUCCGCCGCGCACGAGCACGAGCACGAGCGCCAGCGCGCGCGCGUGCACACACACACACGCAUACGCGCGCACACACACACACACAUACACACACGCCCUCAGCCGCCACCGGGCCGCUGCACCAGGACAGCAGCGAGCGGCUGAGGCCAGCAGGAAGGAGAGGAGAGCGGCCCAGGGGGCUGGCGGCCGGGCUGGCUCUGGCUCCGCCCUCGAGCAGCAUCCACUUGCCCCAGCCAACACCCUUCCUUCACCCCAGGUCCUUCGCAGCCUCCAGCCAGACUGCCUGGGCUGGGCUGAGGCUCUGCUCCUCUGCUCUCCCCUCUGCCUGGAACACCCACCAUGGGGACUGCCCGCAGGAGGAAAUCACACUUGCUACUGCUGGUCGCUGUGGUCCUUGUCUCCGCUCCAGCUUGGAGCUCAGCCCGGGGUUCCCAGGCCACCUUUGGGCCUGUCUUUGAAGACCAGCCCCUCGGUCUGCUAUUCCCAGAGGAGUCCACAGAGGAGAAGGUGACCCUGGCUUGCCGGGCCCGGGCCAGCCCUCCGGCCACCUAUAGGUGGAAGAUGAAUGGCACCGAGAUGAAGCUGGAGCCAGGCUCCCGCCACCAGCUAGUCGGGGGCAACCUGGUCAUCAUGAACCCCACGAAGGCCCAAGACGCCGGCGUCUACCAGUGCCUGGCCUCCAACCCAGUGGGCACCGUCGUGAGCAGGGAGGCUGUCCUCCGCUUCGGCUUUCUGCAGGAAUUCUCCAAGGAGGAGCGAGACCCUGUGAAAACCCACGAAGGUUGGGGGGUGAUGUUGCCUUGUAACCCGCCGGCCCACUACCCAGGCUUGUCCUACCGCUGGCUCCUCAACGAAUUCCCUAACUUCAUCCCAACGGACGGGCGUCACUUCGUGUCCCAGACCACAGGGAACCUGUACAUCGCCCGGACCAACGCCUCAGACCUGGGCAACUACUCCUGCCUGGCCACCAGCCACAUGGACUUCUCCACUAAGAGCGUCUUCAGCAAGUUUGCUCAGCUCAACCUGGCUGCAGAAGACACCAGGCUCUUUGCCCCCAGCAUCAAGGCCAAGUUCCCUGCAGAGACCUAUGCGCUGGUGGGGCAGCAGGUCACCUUGGAGUGCUUUGCCUUCGGGAACCCCGUCCCCAGAAUCAAGUGGCGCAAAGUGGAUGGCUCCUUGUCCCCGCAGUGGGCCACAGCCGAGCCCACCCUGCAGAUCCCCAGCGUAGGCUUCGAGGACGAGGGCACCUACGAGUGUGAGGCGGAGAACUCCAAGGGCCGCGACACCGUCCAGGGCCGCAUCAUCGUGCAGGCUCAGCCGGAGUGGCUCAAGGUGAUCUCAGACAUGGAGGCUGACAUCGGUUCCAACCUGCAUUGGGGUUGCGCAGCCGCAGGCAAGCCCCGGCCCACAGUGCGCUGGCUGCGGAACGGGGAGCCUCUGGCCUCCCAGGCCCGGGUAGAAGUGAUGGCCGGGGACCUGCGCUUCUCCAAGCUGAGCCUGGAGGACUCGGGCAUGUACCAGUGUGUGGCAGAGAACAAGCACGGCACCAUCUACGCCAGUGCUGAGCUGGCCGUGCAAGCACUUGCCCCCGACUUUAGGCUGAAUCCUGUCAGACGGCUGAUCCCUGCAGCCCGAGGGGGAGAGAUCAUUAUCCCCUGUCAGCCCCGGGCAGCUCCAAAGGCCGUGGUGCUCUGGAGCAAAGGCACUGAGAUUUUGGUCAACAGCAGCAGAGUGACUGUAACUCCAGAUGGCACCUUGAUCAUAAGAAACAUCAGUCGGUCAGAUGAAGGAAAAUAUACCUGCUUUGCUGAGAAUUUCAUGGGCAAGGCCAACAGCACGGGCAUCCUGUCUGUGAGAGAUGCAACCAAGAUCACUCUAGCCCCCUCUAGUGCCGACAUCAACUUGGGAGACAACCUGACCCUGCAGUGCCACGCCUCCCACGACCCCACCAUGGACCUCACCUUCAUCUGGAUGCUGGACGACUUUCCCAUCGACCUCGACAAGCCUGGGGGUCACUACCGAAGGGCCAGUGUGAAGGAGACGGUCGGGGAUCUGAGCAUCCUGAACGCCCAGCUGCGCCACGGCGGGAAGUACACGUGCAUGGCCCAGACGGUGGUGGACAGUGCGUCCAAGGAGGCUACAGUCCUGGUCCGAGGUCCGCCAGGUCCCCCAGGAGGUGUGGUGGUGAGAGAAAUCGGUGACACCACUGUCCAGCUCAGCUGGAGCCGUGGCUUUGACAACCACAGCCCCAUUGCCAAGUACACCCUGCAAGCUCGCACUCUACCCGGGAAGUGGAAGCAGGUUCGGACCAAUCCUGCCAACAUCGAGGGCAACGCCGAGACCGCCCAGGUGCUGGGCCUCACGCCCUGGAUGGACUAUGAGUUCCGAGUUGUAGCCAGCAACAUCCUGGGCACUGGGGAGCCCAGUGGGCCCUCCAGCAAAAUCCGGACCAAGGAAGCAGCCCCCUCGGUGGCACCCUCAGGUCUCAGCGGAGGUGGUGGAGCCCCCGGAGAGCUCAUCGUCAACUGGACGCCCAUGUCCCGGGAGUACCAGAACGGAGACGGCUUCGGCUACCUGCUGUCCUUCCGCAGGCAGGGCAGCACUAGCUGGCAGACCGCGCGGGUGCCCGGCGCCGACGCCCAGUACUUCGUCUACAGCAACGAGAGCGUCCGGCCCUACACGCCCUUUGAGGUCAAGAUCCGCAGCUACAACCGCCGCGGGGAGGGGCCCGAGAGCCUCACAGCCCUCGUGUACUCGGCGGAGGAAGAGCCCAGGGUGGCCCCAACCAAGGUCUGGGCCCAGGGGGUCGCAUCCUCAGAGAUGAACGUGACCUGGGAACCUGUACAGCAGGACAUGAAUGGGAUCCUCCUGGGGUACGAGAUCCGCUACUGGAAAGCUGGGGACAAAGAAGCAGCCGCUGACCGAGUAAGGACAGCAGGGCUGGACACCACUGCCCUGGUCACUGGCCUGCACCCCAACACCAAGUACCACGUGACGGUGCGGGCCUACAACCGGGCCGGCACUGGGCCCGCCAGCCCUGCUGCCAAUGCCACAACCAUGAAGCCCCCUCCACGCCGACCCCCUGGCAACAUCUCCUGGACUUUCUCAAGCUCCAGUCUUAGUAUUAAGUGGGACCCUGUGGUCGCGCUCCGAAAUGAGUCUGCCGUCACAGGCUAUAAGAUGCUGUACCAGAAUGACUUACACCCGACCCCCACGCUCCACCUCACCAACAAGAACUGGAUAGAAAUUGCAGUGCCCGAAGAUAUUGGCCACGCCCUGGUGCAGAUCCGGACCACAGGGCCUGGAGGGGAUGGGGUGCCGGCGGAAGUCCACAUUGUGAAGAAUGGAGGCACAAGCAUGAUGGUGGAGAACUCGGCAGUCUCUCCAGCCCCCCAUCCUGGGACCAUCCUCUCUCACUCCGUGGUGACACUGAUCCUCAUAGGCUACCUGGAGCUCUGAUCUUGGCACCCCUCCCUCUCUGCCGCAGCUGGACACCCUGCCGAUGGACACAGCCAGCUGGCCCCAGUCCCUUCCCGAUGCCAAGGUGGCCCAACAUUGUGCCUGAAAACGGCUGGUUUUAAAUGCCUACUUUAAACAGUGCCCUUUUCGUAGGAGGUAGGAUAUUUCAUAUUCUGCCACAGGAUAGAACCCACGCGAGGAUUUUUUUUUUUUUUUUCUUUAAAUCAAGAGGAACCAGGCAGUCACUUCCAUGAUGAUACUGAGCCCUAUGCCUGGGCCUUCUCGAGUGCCUCGAUGGAAGAAAGGCCUUCAGGAAGAAGGGGGUUUUAAACAUCCAUCUGCACGUCAGCAGAGAUGGCACUAUGGGACCACGUGUGGACUCUGCCCCGGAGAUCGGAGUCCUGGGCCCAGAGGGGACACUGGGCAUGAACGGGCUGAAGUGGGACAAAGCAUAAACAGCCACAUCCCUCAGUCUGAGGGCCAAACCUUGGGACCAGGGAUUCUCCUACUUCUUCCUCUUAAAGGGCAGCAUGGCUGGACCCUUGGUCCUCGAUGACUCCCUGAGGCCUCUGCCACCUGCCCAGAUGGCUGAGAACCAGUGCCCUGGUGUCAGGCCAGGAGCCUGAGCCCCUGCAGUUCUAGGAGGUGACACUGCAGACUGUUGGGCUGCAAGAGCCAAGAAGGGUUGAGAGGCUGGGACACCUGGUGGGAAGGGACACCAGACUUGGCCCGAGGCACAGUCACAGUCCAAGUGACAUUGCCCUCUAAGCCAACACUGCCAACCCGACCCUGUCACCCCAGAGUGACAGAGGCACUACAGCUGGCUGGGUGACUAAAAGGCUUGUCACCCCACACAGUCCCUCCAGGAUUUGAGCAGGAGGCAGGAGACAGCGGUCAUGCCCUCACCGUCUUCCGCCAGCAGAACGCAGCAUUAAUUCCGUGUGUCCUGGAGUCAGGAGUCCUCUGAGAAGGGCCAAGGAUAAAGGCGGCCCUGCUGGCUCCCAGGAGUACCCUGGGCCACCUGGAGGCCCAAACCCCAGGCUGCCUCAGACUGCUCCCCAGCAGACGAAGGGGUAAAUCCACGGGACGUCCUUCUGGGCGUAUGCACGCUGGGUACCGGUGACAGCAUGUCAGAGCUGGAGGAGGCUUUGGGACCCCACCCCCCACCCCCACCCCCCGGGCCCAAGCCCCUCACUCCUGGUGGGGAAACAGAGGUUGGGUCAGGGCCUUGCUCAGGUCACACAGCUUGCUGGUGACAGGGCUGCAGUCGCACCCCUCUCCUACCUUCCUGUUCCAGGCUCGUUGUCUUUUGGGAGGAAGGGAGCCCUGCUGACUGGCUGCAACCUGGUUUAAAAGGUGGUUAAGGGCAGCGGGCUAUGAAAAUUCUGCCUCGGUGGGUGAUGGUGGGGUGAUCGGCACGGCUGGCUCCCAGCCCAAGGCAUGUGCAGACUGCAGCAGACCCAGUCUUUCUUUGCCUUCGGAGCCCAGCUUCUGCUGGGACCUCAACAUGCAGUGCUGGCUUGAAGCCCCCUGCUCCCCUUACGCUUGCUCCAAGCAAAGAGGCCAAAGCAAGGACAGGGAUUUCCCCAAAUCCAGGCAGCAGUGGCGGCAGAGCCAGGAAAUCCUAAAGCCUAGCUAGUGACAGGUGGUCCUUCACACGCAGGAGCAGCGGGACAGGCAUCUUGUAGGGGACAGGCCCCCUGAGCCUGGUUUCUGUAGUUUACAGUUAGAGCUCUAUUUUGUUAUGGUUUUUUAAAUUUUUAAGUCCUGCUCUGUUUUCCUGGGCAGGUUUGUGUUGAUGUUUACCCACUACAGUUUUUUAAAAAUGUUAGCUCACACCCCUUCUCCCGGCCACCACUGUAAUCCACCAUCCCGCCCCUGGCUCAGGACUGCCUCCCUGGAGCUGUCAACCAAACCCUCCUCACCUGCUCCUGUCCUUCGCCCCCAUGCAAGGCGCUGGGGGCUCAGCUAAGUGAUCAUUCUCCAAUUGCAGGGACCCCAAACUUGGCCUAGCAUCCGUCUGGUCCCCCGUGGCUAUGAUAUGGCCUGUACCCAGCUCUAUCAGAAAGGGGAUGCUGAAAGUAGGAAACCUACUUCCAAUGUUUAGCUGAUUCUUUCCUCACUGCCUUGGGCCAUGCUGCGGCCAGGGAAGCAGGGGGACAGAUUUCUAGAUGCUGGGCCAAGAGGGAUGAGCUAGUUUGGCACAGGACCUCCCCAGUGCGGGCUGGAGGCUGCCAUUCUGUGCUUGCUUGAGGCAAGAGAGACAAUUUAAGAGUCUUAGUUCUACUGAGGCAGAUGGACCCUCUGGGAAACCCAGGAAGGGUUUUUUAACUAGGAAAACUCAGCCUUAGGAAAAAUGGUGCAGGUAGAAUUUGUUUGGGUGACACAGAACUGGAUUAAACCAGAUGUUCCUGCAGUCUAAGGCUUCAGGUAGAAUACUGAUUAAAAUGACAUGGGUGAUCUGAGGACACGCAGGCAUGGAAAAUGGAAGAGCCUCUUGUUGAGCUGGCUGCACAGGAGCUGGUGUGGAGGCAAAAGAUGAGAUUAGGACGGCUUCUGAGUCCCUUCCUGCCCCAGAGGGCUCUGGUUUUCACCUCCUCUGCUCAGAUGGGCUGAGGCUCACACCUGCUGUGGUCACGACUCGAUCCUGGCUCUCUCGAUCCUGGAUCUCUCCUCUCUCAUGCGCCAAGCCCUAGAUGAGGCCACCAGAAGGAAACAGCCACAAACAAGUGCUUCACCCUACAGCAUAGCGGCCAGUAAGUGCCUGAGGACUAGGGACAGAGACGGCCUGCAGGCUGCGGUUCAGGGCUCAGGAGAGUUUCUCUGUUCUGCCUGCGCUGGGGCUCAGCCUGUGGGCCCUCUGCCCUGGCCCCAGCUGCUCAGUCCUCGUUGCUCUGUCUCAGUGUAUACCUCACCCCCAGGGGGAGGGCAGCUCUCAGAUGGAGUCUCAGGGCCCAGCAAGGUCAGGUUACCUACUUUCAUUCAGGGCAUCCAAUGAUACAGGUGGUGCCAGGGAACAGGAGGGCCAUGAGGCGGGGGCUCUUUUCCUUUGAUACAAUGACAGGAGAGACUGAGGUUAGGCCUCAGGAGAGGCAUCUGCGAGGAAACCCUGGAGUGAGUAAUUGAGAGGCUGCUGCCUUUUCUAGGGAUCUUGGAGGACGUUUGACAGCUGUUGGUCGUGCAGUCUAGGUUAGAUCAAGACUGGAGUGGACGCUUUAAGUGUCCUUCAGGGCUGAGAUUCUUGGAAUCCACAGUUCAGCACAAGAAGUCUUGGUGCUCUUACCUGCUGUGGACCCUGCAGUGUGGGGGGAAGUGGCUGCAGCCACAGUCAUUUAAAUGGAAAGGCUCACCCCAGGCGCUCUUUUCCCAGCCUAACCUGCUGCCUCUUGGCGGUCCCUGGAGCCACGCUCGUCCUCUCUGGGCAAGAGCCUGAGCUGGCUCGGAGACUGUUUUACUCUCUCAUUUCUUCCUGGGCUAAAGGACUCUCCUGGCUCUUUCUGGUCCCAGAAUGGGACGGCCUCCUGGAUUCCUCUGUGGCAGAGGGAAAGCUGUAUUCUUGAACCCAGGUUUGAGGCGCAGGUGUGGUGCUGUUUCCCUGGCUCAGAUCUAACUUGGUCUUUGUCCUGGGGGUGAGCAAGAUUGCCAGGGAGGCUCCUGGACUGGCAUGAGGGAUCAGAUGGACAUUUUUAAGGGACUUUGAAGAGCUCCAUGGAAAGAGAUGCCUGGUAGCUGUAUAUAUGGUCAUAGGUUUGAAAGGCAGGAAAAUAAAGGGAAACUGGAGAGGAAGAAAAAAAAAGGGGUCAGAUAGCUUUUCCCAGAGCCCUAGGAAGCCUCAUCCCCUCAGAUGGGGUGCACCCAGCUUUGGCCCCCAGACUCCACUGACCACCCUCUCCAGGGCCUGUAUCGUUUAGACUAACUCAUGGCUGGGCGAGGGUUAGGGCUUCAUUGGACCACUGACUUAACUCAGUUUUGUUAAAAUGGACCCACUCCCACUGGCCUGUUGUCUGUCUCUCACACUUCUUGUAAUGGUAGUUAUUUAUUGACUCUGGUAGCAGGCAGUUCUUAAAUAAAGAUGGUUUCUCAACUGGC
Molecule: messenger RNA, 7603 nt
Organism: Phacochoerus africanus (Common warthog)
Lineage: Eukaryota; Metazoa; Chordata; Mammalia; Artiodactyla; Suidae
Gene: CNTN2
Product: contactin 2
Exons: 23
Coding region: 395-3514 (1039 amino acids)
Molecular function (GO): protein binding
Source: RefSeq, a predicted model, not a curated record